AUGCUGCAGGAUGACGAGGAGACACCUCUUCUACAACGACCGGAGCAGCCAACGACUAGGACACCUCUGCCCUGGGACCAAUUAUGGAUUAUACUGCUCUCGCAGCUGUCAGAUCCUCUUGCCUCUCAGACCCUUACCCCGUUUAUACCCCAACUCAUUAGAGACAUCGGAGUGAUUCACGGAGACGAAUCCCACGUUGGUUACUAUGUCGGCAUCCUUCAAUCGUCAUACUAUGCAGUUCAUGCACUGACUAUUUUUCAUUGGGGUCAACUGUCUGACCACAUUGGGCGGAAGCCUGUAAUACUGACAGCUCUAUUAGCACUUUCUGUUUCGAUGGUUUCGUUUGGGCUGUCGAAGACCUUCCUUGGUCUGGUAGUUAGUCGUGUUGUCUGCGGAGCAUUUGACGCGAGCAGUAGUGUCAUCGAGAGCAUGGUGAUGGACAUCACUGACGCAACCAAUAUGCCCAAGGCAUACAGUUAUAUGCCAAUUCCGUGGAUGAUCGGAGCCGUAGUUGGACCACUCAUUGGGGGAUCGCUCUCCCGACCAGCAGACAGAUUCCCUGAUAUCUUUAGGCGAUCGGAACUCCUGAAAACCUACCCAUAUCUCUUACCAUGCUCUAUACCGACAAUUUUUAUAUCAGUAGUUUGGCUAGUCACGUAUUUCGGUCUUAAAGAGAGCGUUUCAACCAGGACACCACUUUGGGAGCUAGUCAAAAGAAGAUGCUUCCGACAGUCAUACGCAAAGCCUCGCCAGCUGUCGAGCAAUGUGCUCGUUAAUACUGGAGAAGCCCAUCUUGAAGAAGUCCAAUCAAAGCCGCUUCCGCUGCGCGCCUUGUUGACACCGAAAGUUUCGGCCGUCACAGCAAGUAAUGCCACCAUGGGCCUGUUUCGCAUUGCGUUUAAUUCAGUCCUACCUAUUUUCUAUGCGACACCGAUUGCACUUGGCGGUCUUUCCCUUGACCCUCCUCGCAUCGGCGCUAUACUUGCGGCAUCAAGUGCCGCACAGGUCGUGGUUCAGCUGGUUUUCUUCGCUCGUUUACAUGAUCGCUUCGGUGCAGGAGCUAUCUAUACCACUGGCAUUAGUUCCAGCAUACCCACCGUCAUCUUAUUUCCAGUGAUCAAUACUCUGGCUCGAGCCCAUGGGAUAGGUUGGGCAGUGUGGUUAUGUAUUGCCAUCCAGCAUGCGCUGACGAUCAGCCUGAUCAUGUGCUACUGUUACAGUUCUAUUUCUUUCCCUUUCACCUCUUCACUUAUUUCACCUUAUCACACAUUCACAGAACAUUCUAUAACAUUCUAUCGUACGAUUCCCUUUCUCUUUUCUGAUUCGCUAUUUACUUUCCAUCUCCGAUUCAUUUAUUAA
Messenger RNA from Suillus subaureus, 1359 nucleotides. Its product is annotated as major facilitator superfamily domain-containing protein. The coding region runs from base 1 to 1359 and encodes 452 amino acids. The transcript has 6 exons. The record is from RefSeq and is a predicted model, not a curated record. Gene Ontology annotation, molecular function: transmembrane transporter activity. NCBI's taxonomy places the organism in Eukaryota, Fungi, Basidiomycota, Agaricomycetes, Boletales, Suillaceae. Gene Ontology annotation, biological process: transmembrane transport.